AUGUAUCUGUCUGUAUUUGUGUUAAGUUUAUGUCUCAAACUGUCUAGUUCCUAUCCAUCCGGUGCACCACCAACUGUGUGCGGAACAAUGAUGCCAGGGCACAAUGUUGCACCGCAAGGAUUACCGCAAAUCAUCAACAUUUUCGAACUUUCUUCGCAAACAUACUCUCCUAAUUCUCCAAUAACAGUUAAAGUCAAGGGAACAAUGGCCGGGUUACUUCUUCAAGCGAGAAAAAACAGCGAUAUGCUUCAAGUUGGAUCUUUUUCAUCAUUACCGAAAGGAACCAAGGUAUUAACUUGUCAAGGAACGCCGAACUCUGUUACUCAUAGCAACAAAACCCCAAAUACAGACCCUACCUUUACCUGGAAUCCACCAGCAUCAGAUGUUGGUGACGUCACAUUCUAUCUAACCAUGGUGAAAGAUUAUAGUACCUUCUGGGUGAAAAUACCAAGUCCAAUACUCACGUAUUCAGGUGAGUUGAACCACGUGGGUUCAAGAAGGUGGGGGCUGAGGGGGGGGGGGGGAUCUAUUUCUAUCCGAAAACUCACUGUUCACAAACUUUAG
This is a messenger RNA of Lottia gigantea (owl limpet), 564 nucleotides long. RefSeq lists its product as hypothetical. The record is from RefSeq and is a predicted model, not a curated record. Lineage: Eukaryota; Metazoa; Mollusca; Gastropoda; Lottiidae. The transcript is spliced from 3 exons. Gene Ontology annotation, molecular function: oxidoreductase activity, acting on metal ions. Bases 1 to 564 code for a protein of 187 amino acids.